GCUGUCGAUCCAUCCAGUUCACUCCACGGUGUAUAUAUGCUGUGCUACUGCUGCAGCUCAUUGGGCAUUCCAUCGAGUUAGGCAGUGUGUCGUCGGCGGCAGCAGGCAGGGGAAUACUCUUGGCGGCGGUGGUGAUCUGACGAGCGAGGAGCCAUGGACCAGUUCGUCCCUGCUGACUGGACCUGGAGCACCAACAAUGGAGACGCCUUUGCGCCAUCGUGCGCCCAAGACGACGGCCUCGUCGAGCUGCUGUGGUCCAACAGCAACGUCAUCAUGCACAGCCAGCCGCCGCCGCCGUCGGUGCGGGGGCUCGAGUCGGCCUUCGUAGACGACGACAGCUCACCCGAGAUGGAGCUCUUCUCGGAAAUCUUUUGCCAAACGCCGGCAGACGCCGGCCGCAGCAGCACAGGCAAGCGGAAGCAGAGAGAUGCCGCCGGGAGCCCCAGCGAGGUUACGCGGGACGUGGAGUCCGAGUCCGCUGCCGAGACUAAGUGCCAGCCGGAGCCAUCGUCGGGCAAACGGCGGCGCGCCGCCCAAGUGCACAACCUCUCGGAGAGGAUGAGGAGGGACAGGAUCAACGAGAAGAUGAGGGCUCUGCAAGAACUCAUUCCCCACUGCAACAAAACGGACAAGGCGUCGAUGCUGGACGAGGCGAUCGACUACCUCAAGUCGCUGCAGCUGCGGGUGCAGAUGAUGUGGACGACUGGUGGCGGCAUGCCGGCGUCGGCGCCUCCGAUGUUCCCGGCGAGCGGCGCCCAUCGGUACAUGCAGCGGAUGGCCUCCAUGCGUUCCAGGAUGCCGCCGUUCAGGACUAAUGUAUACAGUAAUUCAAAUGGCACAAAAAGAUGAGUUACUAGCCUUUUUGUGAUAGGUGAUCGGAGUAUCUGAUAUUUCUAGGCAUGGCAGCUUCGUGAGUUUGACAAGUACCAGCGUACCAGUUUUGAAAGCCAAAUUUUUUCUCCUCAAAUCCUAUCAAAAUAAGAUUCAGUCUUAAUGAUCUCGAGGACACUACAACAGCUUAGGCAGGCCCCAGUGAUUUUAAACGCCGAGGCAUGUGUCUAAUCGCACUGACUGAGCAAAUAAAAGCCUUUAAAGAUAA
Molecule: messenger RNA, 1099 nt
Organism: Lolium perenne
Lineage: Eukaryota; Viridiplantae; Streptophyta; Magnoliopsida; Poales; Poaceae
Product: transcription factor PHYTOCHROME INTERACTING FACTOR-LIKE 13
Biological process (GO): regulation of DNA-templated transcription
Molecular function (GO): protein dimerization activity; DNA-binding transcription factor activity
Source: RefSeq, a predicted model, not a curated record